AUGACCUCCACGGCUGAAGAGUCGACGCCGGCCCGCAAACUCACAAAGGAGGAGCGGGCCGAGCAGCGCAAGAAGAAGAGAGGACCUCCCAUCCGGUAUCCGUUUUGGUUUGGAGGAAGUGCGAGCAGUAUGGCGGCGUGUGUUACCCAUCCUCUAGAUCUGGGCGACGCCCCCAAAUCCAUGAGCGGCACAUUCGUCCACAUCGUCAAGUCAGACGGUCCCCUCGGCCUAUACAACGGCAUAUCCGCCUCCCUCCUCCGGCAACUCACCUACUCGACCGUACGAUUCGGCGUCUACGAAGAAAUCAAGGCCCGAUACACCCGAUCCGGCCGCGAGCCCUCCUUCCCCGCCCUGACAGCCAUGGCCGUAACGUCCGGCUUCCUAGGCGGCAUAGCAGGAAACUUUGCCGACGUGCUCAACGUGCGCAUGCAGCACGACGCAGCGCUGCCCGUGAACGAGCGGCGCAACUACAAGCACGCCAUCGACGGCAUGGUGCGCAUGGCGAGGGAAGAAGGCGCGCUCAGUUGGUUCAGGGGCUGGCUCCCCAACAGUAGUCGUGCUGCUGUCAUGACGGCGGGCCAAUUGGCGACGUACGACACCUUCAAGCGGCUGCUUAUUGACUAUACGCCGCUGGGGGAUACGCUGACGACGCAUUUCUCGGCGUCGUUUUUGGCGGGAUUGGCUGCUGCGACGGCGACGAGCCCCAUUGAUGUGAUCAAGACGAGGGUCAUGUCGUCUACGCAGAAGCAGGGCAUUCUUCGAAUAGUGGGGGAUAUUUACAAGACUGAUGGUCUGAGAUGGAUGUUUAAGGGGUGGGUGCCUAGCUUUUUGAGACUUGGACCGCACACUAUUUGCACAUUCAUCUUUUUGGAGAUGCACCGCAAAACGUAUCGAAAAGUCAAGGGUUUGGAAGAGAAGAAGCUUUAA
Messenger RNA from Pochonia chlamydosporia 170, 927 nucleotides. Its product is annotated as dicarboxylate carrier protein. The coding region runs from base 1 to 927 and encodes 308 amino acids. The transcript has 3 exons. Gene Ontology annotation, biological process: phosphate ion transmembrane transport; thiosulfate transport; malate transmembrane transport. Lineage: Eukaryota; Fungi; Ascomycota; Sordariomycetes; Hypocreales; Clavicipitaceae. Gene Ontology annotation, molecular function: thiosulfate transmembrane transporter activity; succinate transmembrane transporter activity; oxaloacetate transmembrane transporter activity. The record is from RefSeq and is a predicted model, not a curated record.